Ostertagia ostertagi is the source of this 402-nucleotide messenger RNA. NCBI's taxonomy places the organism in Eukaryota, Metazoa, Nematoda, Chromadorea, Rhabditida, Trichostrongylidae. The record is from the annotation of a GenBank genome assembly.
AUGGAACACAAGGAACGACCAAAUAACCCUCAAAUGCUGAUACUCGAAGAUAGGAUGCGAUCAGUCUCAGAACAAGUUGCAGCCGUUUAUGACCCUCUAGGAUGGCUUACGCCAUUAACGCUGGCUGGAAAAAGAUUCCUACAACAGUUGUGGAAAUUCAACUACCAGUGGGACAGUGCGCUGUCAAAAGAACAUCAGACUCAAUGGAAAAACAUCACGGAAUCAAUUGAAGAUUUCUUCUACACUAAAGCCAAGAAAGCACCAGUACGACUUGGAUACGUCAACAGCACGGACAAUCCGGCAGACUGCGCUACACGUGGAGUAGAUAAGAACAACUUCAUCAACCACAUAUGGUGGAAAGGUCCAACUUUCAUAAAGAAAGCCACUGGCAAAGUGGCCUGA